This is a messenger RNA of Pristis pectinata (smalltooth sawfish), 1397 nucleotides long. RefSeq names its product vesicle transport through interaction with t-SNAREs 1B (gene vti1b). Gene Ontology annotation, cellular component: Golgi apparatus; ER to Golgi transport vesicle membrane; SNARE complex. Gene Ontology annotation, biological process: macroautophagy; intra-Golgi vesicle-mediated transport; retrograde transport, endosome to Golgi. Gene Ontology annotation, molecular function: SNAP receptor activity; SNARE binding. The coding region runs from base 455 to 1132 and encodes 225 amino acids. The record is from RefSeq and is a predicted model, not a curated record. The transcript has 7 exons. NCBI's taxonomy places the organism in Eukaryota, Metazoa, Chordata, Chondrichthyes, Rhinopristiformes, Pristidae.
AUUAUUUCCAGUCUAUUUUUUUCCUUCUGUUUUUAUUCCAGAAGAGUCGAUGGGACGGGAACUACAACUCCCAGGAUGCCGCGGGCGGGCGGAGGGGUGGUUGCUAGGAGCUCGCACACCGGUUUAACGGGGCAAAGGACGAUGCGCAGAAAUUAAGAUUCAAGUGUGAUGUGGACAAACUCGGUGUUCAUUUCGCAGGAUGUGAGGGAAGGUGCCGGCUCCGUGUUGCGGCGAGGAGGCGGGGCCCGGGGUCGGCUGUGGGUCUGGGGACGCCCGGUGAUGCGGCAGCCGGAAGUGUGGCGGCGGUAGCUCUGUGUGUGGCGGUGGUUGCGUGAAAACACGGUGAACAUGUCUUCGGAGGAGUUCGAGAAGAUGCAUGAGGCGUACAGAGGCGUCUAUGAGGAGUUGAAGAGCCAGUGCGAGCAGGUGACCGGGUGCUCGGGAGAUCUAGAUCAUGUCUUUCCGGAUGCUUGUUGGUUGUAGUUCAGUCCUUCUUGGCCAUCGCAGGUUUGGAAGGUGCUGUUGGAGUAGCCUGGUAAUUUCAUAUUUUGCAGAACAGAAGAAAAGGUUUCUACGGGAGAUAGAUGAAAAAGCUGAAGAAGCAAAUGAAAUAUUGGAUGGAAUGGAAAAGGAAAUGAGGAAUGCACCAUUAGCAUAUCGUAACCAGAUGAUUAUCAAAAUCCGAUCAUACAGAAAAGAUGUCAGCAAGCUACAGCGGGAUGCAAGAAACAGUGAUACUGGAUAUGGAGCACAUAGUGAUUUUAAGUAUGCUGUGUACGGUGCUGAAAAUGAACAAAGUAGUCACUUGGCCUCCCAGCGUGCUUUACUAUUGCAAGGUACAGACAGUUUAAACAGAGCCAGCCAGAGCAUAGACCGUUCUCAUCGAAUAGCAGCAGAAACUGAUCAGAUAGGUUCAGAAAUAAUUGAAGAACUUGGAGAGCAAAGAGAGCAGCUGGAACGUUCCAAGGACAGGCUAAUUAACACAGGUGAGAAUUUGAGUCGAAGUCGGAAAAUACUUCGUGCAAUGUCCAGAAGAAUUAUGACAAACAAGCUGCUACUGGGCAUUAUCAUUCUUCUGGAAGUGGCAAUUCUUGGAGCUGUUGUAUACCUCAAGUUCUUUCGCAAACAUUGACUUAAGUUAUGCAUGCAUAGAUUGGCUGCAAGGCUUGGGAUUCACGAUUGAAGUACAUGGGAGUACAUAAACUGAUGAACCAUUUCUCUUCAUGUAUUCAACCUGCUUAGAGGACUUCAACUGCAAGACCCAUUUCAUUACAGGAAUUGCUUUGACUAAGGUGAAGCAGUUUAAAGUUGCAUUUGAUCAGUUCUUUAAAUGCCACUGUCAAUAACUACAUUGUAGUAAUGUGUACAAACUUUUAAUAAAGUCAUUUGAUAUGUAA